CAACCACAGCGACCACGACGACGAGGACAUCCCACCCACGCGAGAGGUCUGAAACCCAAGGCAAACCAACCGACCGAUUAACCCACCACCGCCUCGCCUCGUCUCCGCUCUCUUCCUCGGACCAAGCCGGGCCGUUCGGCGGGAGGCAGGGGAAGCACGGGCAGGCAGCCAUGAACGGCAUCAACCCCAACGGCGGGUUCCUGUCGUACGGGAACAUGGAGAGCUACGCGAUGUGGGUGGCGACCGGCGUGGCGUCGGCCUUCUUCGCGUCCCUCGAGCGCUGCUCCUGCAUCCACCUCCACACCGCGGAGGACGACGGCGACGAGGAGGAGGAGGACCUCGAGGAGGCCCGCCGCUCCUUCUCCCGCCCGAUCCCUGAGUACUACUACGACCGGUCCGGCUCCUCCGCCUCCGUCGCCAAGAUGUGACCUGACCGAACCGCGCCUCCCUCCGCCCAAGAAAUGCGUGGUGAUACGAUCCGUUUCUUGAUCUAUUAUGUGCUCUUGCUUGAUUCGUUGAGUCUCUAGCCAAGAAGAUGAACAACAACAAAAAUAUAUAUGGUGCUGCGUAUGCCCAUUGUAACAGUUGAUGAGAUCUGUGACUCCCCGUGUGUCCCGUGAGUUGCUGAUGAUUUCGUUCCCCCGUUUUUUUUAAUCUUUCCCCCUUAUUAUGGGGUCCCAAAUUGAUGCGGAGAUCUCGAGCGACUCUGCAAAUUUCAGAUGAGUGGUCAUUUCAAGAUUCCAAUGUUCGUCUG
Zea mays is the source of this 754-nucleotide messenger RNA. RefSeq lists its product as uncharacterized. The transcript has a single exon. Lineage: Eukaryota; Viridiplantae; Streptophyta; Magnoliopsida; Poales; Poaceae. The record is from RefSeq and is marked predicted. The coding region runs from base 171 to 428 and encodes 85 amino acids.